Molecule: messenger RNA, 3621 nt
Organism: Armigeres subalbatus
Lineage: Eukaryota; Metazoa; Arthropoda; Insecta; Diptera; Culicidae
Exons: 5
Coding region: 1526-3343 (605 amino acids)
Source: RefSeq, a predicted model, not a curated record
AGGUCUACUAUUACAUACCAGCAGCACCACCAGAGCGAAGAAAUCCCGGGGGAGCAAUACAUCAAGCGUAUAAACGGCUGAGAACCGCAUCAAGAGAACGCCAGAAACGCGAAAAGAUUCAUCAGGAAAAUCUUGAUCAAAAUGAUGGAAAAUCUGAAGACGAUGCCUCGGUAUUAGAAGCAAUUAAAUGGCUUGAUCUUAAUGACGCGCCGUGGGAUUUAGUGCUGCAAAAAUGGAUCAAAACCUCGAAGAGUCGAUUCACUGAUAUUAAACAGCUCAGAGGAAAUGAUGUUUUCAAGAAAUAUCGUCAUUAUGCCACUAACUACGGAUUUCAAUUGAUCGACGAAGAUUUUCGUGCGAUGGGAUUUCAAGAGGGCAUACGCGGAUGGCCUAAAGUAAUUUCAAAAUUGAGACCAAUCUUCGUACUAAAGGUGAAGGAUCAAUAUUCACUAUCCAUGCUGGAAUAUUUGAUUCGCGCUGGUACUUCUGAAGAUGCGCAAAUCUGCUGCUCUAUGGUAUUGCUCAAUUGUUGCGUGCAACCAUGCAAAAUGACAAAAACGUUCAAACCAGCUAUUUUGACCGCACAGCAAGACAUAUUGCUGUUUGCUUCCAAUAUUGAUGAAGCAAGAUCAGUCAUUCAAGACUUGUUUGAAGCAUACCACGAUCAUAACAUUCCGCCUUAUCCAAAAAUUGUCAUUAUUGGGCGUGACUACCAAUCGUUCAGCAAUAAUUUUCACGUGAUUUAUUAUCAAGUUGAGUAUAACGUUAACAGUUUGGCUCGUGCAGUAGACAUAGUGAUAAAAAUGUGCAACAUAUUCAAGAUACCAUUCUCUAGAAUCACAAAGCUAGUGUGGUAUAGUAUACAGGAAAUCUUGUACGACAUUCGAAGUCCGGCGCAGUACAAAGACGUUGAGAACAUAAAAAAAAUCUGUCAAGGAUGAUCAGAUGUUUUCAACACAAUUGUCAACAAGAUUUCAAUACUAUCGAUGAAUAUGUUGCACAUCUUAAAGGCCACAACUUGAAAAAUACCCGUGAAUAUAAAUGUACUUAUCGAAACUGCCCUCAAUCAUUAUCUUCAUUCUACAAAUUACGACGUCAUCUUGAAUGCCACUCGAACGAUGAAAUCGAACAGAAGAAUCCUUAUAAAAGGCUGAAGAGUAAGGAGCACGAAGUUGGGUCUGAAUUAGAACUUGAAAAGGAUAACAACGCAGAUGAAACAACAUGCCCUUCAACAUCAACCACAUCAAACGCAGACAAACUGUGGAGUUCAUUGAGUGACUUGGAUCGUCUUGCCAUAAACUUCGUUAUCGAUCUUCAUAGGAAGCGAAAUUUCAACCGCAAAGAUGUUACCGAUAUUCUCGGUGGUAUUCGCUCGGUAUAUUCCAAUCUCGGCGAUUUGAUUGCGACAUCAGCUCCUGCAUCACAAGAUGGUCAACAACAAGUAUAAAUUGCUGAAGUAUCUCGAGGAAGCUGAUUUGUAUAAGAGCCCCGAUGUAUACAUUGUCAAUAUCGAUAAAGUAGAACUAUGCAAAGAGGAAGUCUCGGAAAAAAAACACAUCUAGUCAUGACCAAUCUGAAAUUUCAAAUCAGGAAAUUUUUCGAAGUAGAUAAUAUUCUAAGCGACACUUUGAAGAACAUGAAUAAUCUAAAACAAAAUUCGAACCUACAAAACUUUGUGAAUGGUGCUCUGUAUCGAUCUGUCGAGGAAAAAUAUGCAGGGAAAAUAGUAAUACCUGUUUUUUUAUAUAGCGAUGAAUUUGAGAUCAAUGACCCGCUUAGCGCCCACAACAAACGACAUUCAAUUUGUGCAUUAUACUAUAGUUUUCCAACCCUUCCAAAUCAAUAUACUGCCAAAUUAUCUAAUAUUUUUAUCGCCGGGGCAAUCAAGAAAGUUGAUAUAUCUGAACACGGGAUUGACAAAUUAAUACAACAUGUUGUAACUAGCUUCCAGGAUAUAGAAUCGAAUGGUAUCGUAAUUCAUACAAAGAUGCAAGAGUAUCAUGUGUAUUUUUCGCUUAUGUUAGUUCAAGGGGACAAUUUAGGAAUUCAUCAAAUGUUAAAAUUCUCCGGAUCAUUCGCUGCAAAUUUCUAUUGCAGAUUUUGUACUAGAACAAAAGAUGCUCUGCGUUCAGAUACAGUUGAGUACGAAGACAGUCUCCGAAACGUUAAAGAUUACGAAAGAGAUGUUCAGUUAAAACAAUCCGAGUCGGGAUUGACAGGAAAAUCUAUAUUCAACUCGUUAGACUCAUUUCAUACUAUAGAAAACUAUUAUGCAGAUAUAAUGCAUGAUCUAUAUAGUUCUGGGGUUUGUUUAUUUGGCUUCACAGAAGUGCUGAACUAUUGCAUAUAUAAAAAACGAUUUUGUACACUAGAUGAUAUCAAUGACAGAAGAAAAAUAUUAAAUAACUAUAAGUUGGAGCAAGGGCUGAGUCGUAUGCCGGAUAUAGAAGGGACAUUCUUGAAAGCAACUAAGGAAAAAUCGGUCGUACUGCGUAUGACAGCGAGCGAAAUGGCAGUAUUUUCAAACUUUUUCUGCUUCAUAGUCGGACCUUUCGUCCCUUUAGAUGAUCCAGUAUGGAAAUUCGCCACUAUUUUGAUCAAACUACUCGACAUAAUCAAUCUUCCAUCAUAUUCAUACCAAGAUAUAGAUUUGCUGAAGCAAUUAGUUACUGAGCAUCAUACGUUAUAUUUGUCAUUGUUUAAACAGCAUUUGAAGCCAAAACACCAUUUCCUAUUACAUUAUGCAAGAAUAAUAGAAAACAGCGGACCUCUUAGAAAAAUGUCUUGUUUUAGACACGAGGCUAGGCAUAGAGAUUUUAAACAAUACUUCAAUUGCACUUCCUCUAGGAGAAAUGUUUGUUAUACUAUGUGCGUAAAAGCAUCUCUCAUGUUUUCGUAUGACGUCACAAAUGAAGUAUUUUCAAAAUUGAAUUGCAAAGGUUAUUUCAAUUUGAGUAAAUUGGCCAAUAAAGACUAUUAUAAAACUCUAGUAAACAAAAAAAUGUUGAAUAAUCAAGUUGAAGUUUUGUUAAGCCAGAGCUUCAAUUAUAGGCACAAAAUGUAUAGAACAGGGAACUUUCUUACCGUUUCUAUUGAUUCAAAUAUCGAAAUUUAUCAAAUCGUAGAAAUCAUUAAACAUAAAGAGGAAUUUUACUUGAUAGUAUCUCGAUGGAAAAUUAGGAGCUUCAGUGAGCAUUAUCAAGCCUACUGUAUAGGGGAUAAAUGUAACGAACACUAUUUGUUAAAUAUUACUAUAUUCGACGGACCUCCGGUAGCCCUUGAAAAUGUUAACGAUGUUUUAAUGUUAAGGAGGAAGUUAUUUGUUUAUAACGAUUUUGAAUAAACGAUUCACAAAAAAGUUAAACUUAAGAGAAAAUGUCUACUUGGGCAGCAACCUUUAUUCCCUCCCAGGCCCUUUUUUAACCCAUUCAACAGAUGUUAACCGAGUAUUAAAAACUAAGCAAUCCAGAUGGAACGCGUUCGAGUAACAAAGUCGAAGACAAAAAUAAGGAGGCUAUCCAAAUAGAUCUGGUUUCUAAUCAAAUUAUUAUAUCCAAUGACAUUUUGUAUACAUAAUACUUAUAAAUAUAAAGUAAUGAAAGAAUGUAUUUUCCAAAAUAU